GUUUGUAUGUUCUCAAAGCCUGUCCUAAAACAUGUCUAUUCACUCCGAGAUUGUAAGCCUCGAGACCGUCCGCCCUGGGGAGGUAGAAAGCCAAGAUGAAGCCUUGCGUCAGCCUAUCCGCCCAGCAGACAAAGGGCUGUCUGCUUGGCUGUUCAUACUUGCAUCUUUUGUUGCUGAAGCCAUUCUCUGGGGCUUCCCGCUGUCAUACGGCGUCUUCCAGGAUUACUACUCAAAGCAUCCUGCUCUCAAACAUGACUCAAACAUUGCCGUCAUUGGAACCGUUGCCACUAGUGUCUACUACCUUGGUGGACCACUCGCAACGCCCUUUGCAGCACGGUUCCAGGCAUGGCAGCGACACAUGAUCAUCAUCGGCUGGCUUGGAUGCGCCUUAUCCCUUCUGGCUGCCUCAUUUGCAACCUCGGUGCCUGGUCUCAUCGCAACCCAGGGGUUUCUCUACGGUUUUGCGUUCCUCUUUGUCAACUAUCCACUUCUGCGGAUGCUCAAUGAGUGGUUCAUCGAGCGCAGAGGCCUUGCAUAUGGAAUCAUGUCGACCGGUGCUGGUUGUAGCGGAGUCGGCUUACCAUUCCUUCUCGAGUCACUCCUUGCAAAAUACGGAUAUCAGACAACAUUACGCGCCAUGGCUGUGGCACAAUUCGUCACCUUACUUCCCAUGAUACCCUUCAUCAAAGGACGGCUUCCAGCCUCGAGACGAGGCACGUUGAAGAAAGGCGACUUCAAUUUCUUCAAAAGGCCGCUAUUCUACUGCUUUGCCUUCACCAACUUCCUAGAAGCUCUCGGAUACUACAUCCCUGCACUCUAUCUACCGACAUACGCAACGUCGUUGGGAUUGUCGGGGACGAUGGGUGCGCUGAUUCUAGCUGCGAACAAUCUAGCCACGGUCUUUGGCCAGCUCGCCCUCGGCUACAUCACAGACCGCGUCAACAAUGUUCUCGUUCUCGUCUUCGCCUCCUCAUUUGUUGCUGCAGUUGCGACCUUUGCCGUCUGGGGCUUUGCCUCGUCCCUUGCACCUCUACUUUCCUUUUCGUUGGUGUUCGGGCUGGCGACGGGCGGGUUUCCAUGUCUUUGGAAUAAGUUCGGAUCGACCCUCUCAGAAGACCCGGGGCACGUAUACAGUUUCAUGGCAUUUGGCAAAGGUGUCGGCAAUAUUCUGACGGGCCCGAUCUCUGCACUGCUGUUGAUGGGACCUUUGACACGUGGGUAUGGUCUUGGACGGUUUGCGCCGUUGAUCUUGUACACUGGAUCGAUGAUGUUGGCUUCAUCGAUGGGGAUUCUUGGUUGGCCGUUAAUGCGGCAGGCUGGUAAACGAUAG
Messenger RNA from Colletotrichum scovillei, 1330 nucleotides. Its product is annotated as major facilitator superfamily transporter. The coding region runs from base 32 to 1330 and encodes 432 amino acids. The transcript is spliced from 2 exons. Gene Ontology annotation, cellular component: fungal-type vacuole membrane. The record is from RefSeq and is a predicted model, not a curated record. Gene Ontology annotation, molecular function: transmembrane transporter activity. Lineage: Eukaryota; Fungi; Ascomycota; Sordariomycetes; Glomerellales; Glomerellaceae. Gene Ontology annotation, biological process: transmembrane transport.